This is a messenger RNA of Odontomachus brunneus, 4457 nucleotides long. RefSeq lists its product as uncharacterized. The coding region runs from base 53 to 2137 and encodes 694 amino acids. Lineage: Eukaryota; Metazoa; Arthropoda; Insecta; Hymenoptera; Formicidae. The transcript is spliced from 4 exons. The record is from RefSeq and is a predicted model, not a curated record.
AACGCCGUUCGGAACGAACGCUCGUCGUCAACAGGUGCACGCCGCAACAGCAAUGAGGAAGAUACUUCUGGCCACGACUCUGCUGUCGAUAGCAAUAUCAGAAGAUAUUCUGGUGGAGAAGAACUCGAGACUAACGACGUGGAUCCGCGAGAAGCAAUUCCCGAGCAAGAGACUGAAGCGAGCGUCGCGAGACGACAUCCUGUCCGAAUUGGAGGAUGUCCCAAAUUACGACAACGCCGACAGGCAGUUUCUUCGAAUCUCGGACCCGCAGUUCAUCAAGGAACCCAUGCAACCGCCUCCUGUGAUCAGACGGUCCGAUUUGAUGCGGAUCUCGCAAAAUGAUCCACUGCCUUUCGACAAAUCGAAGCUCGACGACAUCAAACCGAAGAUCUUGAUCUCCAUCGGUGUACAGGAUAACAGCGCGGCUGGUAGCUCGCAGGAGGAAUACUCGACGAGGAAGAACUAUCGCAAACACAUUCAAGACUGGCAGAUGCAGCAGCCGUUCUACGUCGAGGAGCCAUACUGGAUCGACAUCAACACCGACUACACUGAGGGAUCAGCUCAGCAUCCGGAGGGUGGCGACCCUUACAUAAUGUCGCGAGGCAAGAAAUUCCGGAUAAAGAGCCCGGACAAGGAGAAGACGAUGAAGGAUUACGAGGAGCUCCUCGACUACACGAGCAAAAACAAGAGAUUGUCGACGAAGAACCGCGUUCGCAGAUCCGUCGGGACAACGGCUGAAGGACUCCAGGGUGAUAGCGUCGCCGAUAAAAGACGCAAUCGGGAGGAGGAGACCAGACGCUACAACCUCCUCCGAGAUUUUGACGGAGUUCAUAUUAGUAAGGUCGCGUCGAUCCAAGCGAGAAGUCCCGACGAGGAGUCGUCCAAAACCGACGAGUCGGGCGAUGAAAACGCCGAGAAGAGGAAGAAUAUCCCCGUGAAUCCCGCUCAUGACAUCUUUGUUGAAGAACUCGAGAUGGAUAAGUCGAGGAACUCGAUGAAAGAAUCACCGUACGACCGCAAGUUCGUAAAAGGAAAUCAAGUUACUGCGAAUGACACGCUAAUUACAAGCUCCGUCGAGGAAGAGCGGAAAAUAGAGCGCAAAGAGAUCCCGAGUUAUAUGGAAAGUGACAACGACGAGACUAUAAAGGUCGGCAAGAGAUCUCAUAGUCAUAAGAAUCACUUUGUCAUUGGCACGAACAAUGAGAACGAGAGAUACGGGAUAUUCGUCAAAAGGCACGGCAAGGGCAGAAAUCGCAAAAUUGAUUGGAUCAAUGCGGACUACGAUCAUCGACGUACGGAUAACAUCGACAGGAAAAAAACUACCAUGCUCGAGCGAAUGCGUCUACGCGACGGUCAUCUCGACAGAAUAGAAAAUUUCAGCACAUACGGCGACUUUUUUAUCCCGUCUCGGGGCAAGAAGCCGCUUAGCGAGUCAGAUGAUUUGGACAGGAAGGAUACGAAGCCAAGUAAGUCCUCUGCAGGACGGUGGGAGGAUUUGUCAAGCAUACAGCGUUACGCGCAACGCGAAGAAUCCGAAAGCGAUAAGAGAGAAGUUGACGAAGCGAUGGAGGACGAGUCGGGAACCGAUCAAAACGAGACCAGGUCGACAGACGCGCGACUGAUGACCAAGCCGGACUCGAAAAGCUUCUCAGGGAUAAGGACUCACGCUAAUUACCGGGAGAAGCGCAACACCUACGAUACCAGAUCAGAUCUCUGGAAAGACGCCUUGCUGAGGAACAUCGAGCGGGAGAUCGUGGAGUCGACCUAUUUAAGGCCGAGAGACAAGCACAGCAAUGUUCUGGACCUGCAGAAUCACCUGUCCACCGAUCCCUUCUUCAUCAUGCGGGGUAAGAAGGCAUCACACGAACUCCCAGACGCAGUCAGCUCGGUGACAGAACGGCGAAACGACAUGGACGACGUCGCCCGAGCGAUACAUUACUCGAUAGAGGAGAAUCUGCUGAAGAUGCUGCUGAUGGAAAGAUCCAAGUGCAACGAGCAAUACUGCGAUAUCGACGUGAGUCGUCCGUUGAGGGACAAACCGGUGUUUAGGAACCGGCGCAAUCCGCUUGACAACCUUUUGAAAUACGACCCGUACGUGAUAAUUAGAGGCAAGAGGGCGAAGCUGGAUAACUUUUAGAGCAACGGACAGUUGCGGCCAAAGUGGACGAGUCGCUCGAGCAGAUUUUCAUUACGGACGCUGCGCGAGACGACGAAGCCUGUGUUCUUGGAGCAUAUUCGAACGCUAAGCACGCCUUUCUGAUCCUUAAGCUAAAUAUACAGAACGCUGGUACAAAAAAAAAACUUCAAAUGAAAAGGGCGUAUUUAGCGUUUGAAUACGCAUCAAGAACGUGGUCCCUGGUCUUCCAGAAGAAACGCGUUAUUCGAGACAUCCUUUCCGAUGACUACGCGGUGUUGUAAUUAGGAAUCCAGGUAGCAGGGGAACUUCUAAAAUAAUGUCUUAAAAAUAUCUUAACUUUUUCACUAUUACACGUUCAUUUUAUAUUGAACAUAUAUCAUCAAAAAAUUGAUGAAAAAUUUCUUAAAUCACUUAUCGUAAGUUAUAAUCUUGUUGCUUUCUUUUUUGUUUUGCUUCUGGUUUCCAUGUAUAAUUUUGAAAGCAUUCUUGAAAGUAAAUUAGAAAGCAAAUUAGAAAUUAGAUUUACAUCAGUACGUCCGAGAGACGUUUGGUGUUAUUAUCAAAGUUACGACUUUUGAUUAUUCGCCGCGGACUCUUGAUUGAUGAUAUCAGAAGCAAGGGAAUGCCCAAAAUUCUUGCAAAGUUAACUUUUUCACUAUUACACGUUCAUUUUAUAUUGAACAUAUAUCAUCAAAAAAUUGAUGAAAAAUUUCUUAAAUCACUUAUCGUAAGUUAUAAUCUUGUUGCUUUCUUGUUUUGCUUCUGGUUUCCAUGUAUAAUUUUGAAAGCAUUCUUGAAAGUAAAUUAGAAAGCAAAUUAGAAAUUAGAUUCACAUCAGUACGUCCGGGAGACGUUUGGUGUUAUUAUCAAGGUUACGACUCCUGAUUAUUCGCCGCGGACUCUUGAUUGAUGAUAUCAGAAGCAAGGGAAUGCCCAAAAUUCUUGCAAAGUACGUCGAAAUAAAAAAGAUGUAAUUAACACAUAACUUUCUGCUCAACCUGCAUUUCUUUGUUAUUUCAUCACGUUAAUAUUAUGAUUAUUUAUUGACUGUUAGAGUAAAAGAAAAGUGUUCGGAAUAUUUUGGAGAUAUAUUUAAUCGAUUGUCAUUUUCUUGAAUAUAUCUUCUUAUAUUUCGACGCACUUUGCCGGAAUUUUAAACAUAUAUUUCCUCGCUUCUGAUCAAUUAAAAUAGCCGCGACGAGUGGCAAGAGUCUCAAAGACGUCUACAAGAUGUCCCACUUGUUCAGAUUUAUUUAGACUUCUUUUAGACAUUUUUUUAGAAGCUUAUGCUACCUUGGAAACAGGACGUGUGACAUAGGGAGCGGUCUCUCGACCUUACCGGUUGCUAUUUGCUUCGGCUAUGCCCGAAUCGACGCAACACCAACGAUCCCGUGUAUAACGAUCCCGCAGACGACGUCUGCGGAUAAAUAACGGAUAAAUUCGGAUAAAUAACGAGAGAAUUAUGAGUUACUUAGUAAUUAAGUAGACUUAGCACGAGGAGGAAUUGUUUAUGCAAUGGUAGAGCUUGCGAAACAUGCGAUUCCAUCUACAAAUGUCAAUAUCACGUAGACAUGAAACUUAGGACGAUCUAAGUACAUAAUCUGUACUCGCGUGACUUACUCAAGUUUAAAUUCGGCAUAUUUAUUAUAAUGUUACUGCAUGCUACUGUUAAUGCUAACAGACUUGCGACGUAAAUAAACAAAAGACACUAGAAGGAGGAUAACAUUUAGUCAGUUUUUUUUAGCUGAACUAUCUGAACUGAUACAUAUUGAUGUAAUAAGUUAGAAUGAAACAAGUAUAUUUUGUUUCAUUCUAAUUGCAUCUGUCUGCACAAGUUCAGGCAUUCUAAGAAAACAGGCCAAUUAAGUCGCGCUGUGUGUUGAAGUAGUGAAUAGAAGAAUAAAAGUUGAUAUAUAAAUCUCAAAGAAGUUGCACGUAAUCGACAUAUAGUUAAUACUGUUGCACGCGUGCUUUUGGAAACGAGAAUUGAUUCACUGAUCUCUCAACGUCAGCUGUCGAGGACUUGACGCCUCGUUUACGUUGAGAGACCAGUGAAUCGAUCUUUGGCCCCAAAAACGCAGGCACAAUAAUAUAUUGACUCAUAUAUGUAUGUAUAAAGACAUAGGUCGGAGAGCAUAGACUUUUGUGAUAUUUUGUUUUAAAGAAAUUGCGAAACUUAACCCUAUACGUGCGCGCGAACGCACAAGUGUACGUGCAAAUAUCGCCAAAGUCAUUUCCUCGUUGCAAAUGUUAUCGAUUACUUUAUGCUUGAACAAAGUACGUUCACGAGAAUUGUGUGAAAUCAAAAUAAUUACCUGCU